Molecule: messenger RNA, 717 nt
Organism: Brettanomyces bruxellensis
Lineage: Eukaryota; Fungi; Ascomycota; Pichiomycetes; Pichiales; Pichiaceae
Exons: 1
Coding region: 1-717 (238 amino acids)
Biological process (GO): import into nucleus
Cellular component (GO): cytoplasm
Source: RefSeq, a predicted model, not a curated record
AUGUCUGAAUCGUUAUUCAUCAUUGGGGCUACGGGAUUGGUUGGAUCGCAUUUCUUAAAUAUUGCCGCUGGCAGUACUUCUGUCAGCAAGAUAGUCACACUUUCAAGAAGAACACCCAAAUUAAGUAGCAAUAUCACAAACAAGGACGUUUUAAAGCCUAUCAUUGAGUCCAAGACGGACUUGUGGCCGGAAAUAAUCAAAACGACGCUCGAUAUACCAGAUAAAUCCACAAUUUUCUCUGGAUUUGGCACUACCCGGAAAGCUGCCGGCUCAGCAGAGAAUUUUGUGAAAAUUGAUCAUGACAUCAAUGUUAACGCAUUCAAAGCUGCCAAGGAGUCUGGUAAGUUUGACACAGCCAUCAUUGUGUCAGCUUCUGGUGCAAGUAAGGACUCAGUUUUCUUGUAUAUGUCAACUAAGGGCAAGAUUGAAGAUGAGUUGAAGGCUUUGAAAUUCAAGAGGACCAUCAUUUUGCGCCCAGGCAUAUUAUUAGGCAAGCGGGACAAAGCCAAGGACUGGAAGAACACGCUGUCUGCCUCGAUUGGGGGCUUUUUCAAAGGCACGUUUGCACAAUCUUUAGUUGGCUAUCCAAUUUAUGCCGAAGAGGUGGCAAAGGCAGCCUGGUAUUUGAAUCAGCAGCCUAUAAAAAAGGAGGGUGAGGUGAUCGAGAUCGGCAGCAAGGAGAUGAUUGAUCUCGUCAAGACAAUAAGCGAGAAAUGA